This is a messenger RNA of Cyprinodon tularosa, 713 nucleotides long. It is a transcript of the gene nedd8l, whose product is annotated as NEDD8 ubiquitin like modifier, like. Gene Ontology annotation, cellular component: cytoplasm; nucleus. Gene Ontology annotation, molecular function: protein tag activity; ubiquitin protein ligase binding. The transcript is spliced from 4 exons. The coding region runs from base 145 to 417 and encodes 90 amino acids. Lineage: Eukaryota; Metazoa; Chordata; Actinopteri; Cyprinodontiformes; Cyprinodontidae. Gene Ontology annotation, biological process: modification-dependent protein catabolic process; protein neddylation; regulation of proteolysis. The record is from RefSeq and is a predicted model, not a curated record.
GACACGGUUACGGUGUUGGUCUGCUACACAGGAAGUAGAGUAAAGUUAGCUUGACGAGCAGGUUUCAACGCGUUUAUUUGCCAAUUGUUUUGUUCAGUUUUGAAGUUAAUUCUCUUUCUAGUAGAAAUAUAAUUGUUCUUCAACAUGCUGAUCAAGGUUAAGACCCUAACUGGAAAGGAAAUAGAGAUCGACAUCGAGCCCACAGACAAGGUGGAGCGAAUUAAGGAAAGGGUUGAGGAAAAGGAAGGGAUCCCUCCUCAGCAACAGAGGCUCAUCUACAGCGGGAAACAGAUGAACGAUGAGAAGACAGCUGCAGACUACAAGAUCCAGGGUGGAUCGGUGCUCCAUCUUGUGUUGGCGUUAAGAGGCGGAUCAGAAACCCACAGCUGCUGCAUACACCUCUCCCCAUCCUUAUGAGUUGCUGCUGACCUGAGGCCUGCUGAGUGCCAACAUGACGGCAUUCAUAACAGUGUUAGAGCUAAUUAGGCCACUGCUACCAAGAAAAAAUACAUUUAAAACGUCAAAAAUGAGAAAUGGACGCUCAAAUACACAUGUAGAUUUGUUUUGUGUUAUUCUACACUGUUUUACUUGGGUUUGAAUAGUUGUGGCACCACAGUUUGAAGCCUGUAUGAACUUUGUUUGGGAUUAAAGGUGAAAGUUGAGCUCUAAUGUUGCCCCUCUCUGAAUAAAAUGACCACCAGACAACAGAAUAA